Clonostachys byssicola is the source of this 1503-nucleotide messenger RNA. The record is from the annotation of a GenBank genome assembly. Lineage: Eukaryota; Fungi; Ascomycota; Sordariomycetes; Hypocreales; Bionectriaceae.
AUGAGCUCGUCAUCUAUUUUCUGUAAAAAUGUCCCCUACACAUUCCAGGAUGCUUCCCUUCUGGAUGUGCGGUCAUAUGUGGGAGGUGGAUGGGAAAACUCAAGCGAAAACAAGACAUUCGCUGUAGAAGACCCAGCUGACCAGCAGAUUUUGGCAAACGUAUCAGACUCGAGCGUCGCAGACUACGAGCGAGCAAUCGACAUAGCUAAUACCGCUUUCAAGGCGUACAGGCAGCUCACGCCGUCAAACAGAGGCCAGCUCCUCAGGAAUUGGGCUCAAGCUGUACGCGAGUCCAGCCGGGACCUGGCCGCGCUCUGCACGCUCGAGCUGGGCAAGCCCAUCAAUGAGUCGAUCAAGGCCGUAGCUUACGCCGCCAGCUGCCUCGACUGGUUCGCCAACCUGGCCGACCAGGGCUGUGGCGGCGAGACAAUCCCUAGCUCGGGCAACGGCGGGCGGAACAGGAUCUGGACUGUCCGCCGGCCCGUCGGGGUCGUGUGCGCCAUCACGCCCUGGAACUCGCCCUACUCGGGCGUCCUGAAGAAGAUUGCGCCGGCCCUGGCGGUGGGAUGUACCAUCGUCCACAAGCCAGCCCCCGAGACGCCUUUGUGUGCCAUGGCGCUGGCCAAAACCUGCCAGCGAGCCGGGUUCCCGGCGGGCGUGUAUAACGUGCUAGCGAGCUCGCCAGGCAGAGCCGCCGUGGUUGGCUCGCUCUUUUGCUCGCAUCCGUCGGUCCGUCACGUCACGUUUACGGGAUCCACGGCCGUGGGAAGAUAUCUAGCUGAGAGAUGCGGUGCUAAUCUAAAGAAGAUAACCAUGGAGUUGGGCGGCAACGCCGCGUUCAUUGUCUUUGAUGAUGCCGACUUGGAUCUCGCAGUGAGAGAACUCAUAGCUUGCAAGUUCAACUCUUCCGGGCAAGUUUGCAUCUAUGCCAACCGAGUGCUCGUCCACAAAGGGAUCGAAAAAGCAUUUACCGAUAGGCUCUUGGUGGCCAUCCAGGAGCGUGUCCGCCUUGGAUCUCCGUGGGAUGACAAGGUGACGCUUGGACCCCUCUACGCCAAGGCGGGAGCAGACAAGAUCGAGGCUCUGCGAGCAGACGCACUUGCAAAGGGUGCUAGUUUGCACACGCCGGACGUCUACGAAGACGGCUCCACGUACUACCCACCCACGGUCAUGACCAGGAUUACUCAAGAGAUGAGGAUCAGUCAUGAGGAGAUUUUCGGUCCCCUAGUAGCCAUUUCGACAUUUGACAAGGAGGAAGAGGCAGUCAGCCUCGCAAACAGCGUUGACACCGGACUGGCGGGCUAUGUCUUCACCCAGAACAUCUCUCGCCUGUUUAGGGUGGCUGAAGAGCUGCAGGCCGGCAUGGUCGGGGCUCAGACCGGGUCGAUCAGCGCCAUUGAGCAGCCGUUUGGGGGUGUCAGGGACAGCGGCAUGGGCAGGGAAGGAUCUAUACAUGCAUUGGAGGAAUACACGGAUAUCAAGUCUAUUACUCUGGCUUUGUAA